GCGACGCGUCGCGCUAGUGCUAGUGCGCGCAGCGGGCCAAUAUCGUGAAGAUCAGUCAAGAUGGAGGGUGCUCGGGGCUGAUCGCUCGCGGUAUGGAUUUUGCCGCGUGAUUCGUGCUUGGCGCCGCGGGUUUCCGUCCCGUAGAGGAAAACAAGCGGCACGUCGCGCGGUGCCGUCGGACGUUUGUGCGACGGGUGGCCACAGAUGGUGUCGCGCCACUGCGAUUAGUGCAACUGCACCGUGCGAUCGCACGCGGUAAUGAGAAAGGCGAAAUCACGAAGCGGCGCGGUAACGGAGCCAGUCCUCCACAAUGGUGGAUAACAGUUGCAUUAUCGAGGGAAACGUCAAGUUCCGCGACGGCAAGAAGUGGAAAUCAAGAUGGUGCGUUAUGCGAAAAUUAUCACCAGUAGCAGAUGUUCCUUUUAUUUUGAUAGAUUGUUUGCAUUUACAACUCUAUGGGGAUAGUAAAGACCGUUACAAGCAGGGCCAAACGAAAGCGUCUCUGAGUCUGCAACAUUUUCUCGGAGUGGAGAGCGGCUUUACUCUCGAUAAAGAAUCUAACACGAUCGCUAUAAUUUGCCAAGACGUGACAGUCGUUCUCGCGUUCGACACACGGGAGCGAUUGAUACAGUGGCAAGUGAAGAUCUCGAACAACUUGGGCGAAGAUCAGCAAUUCCUGAUACUCAUUUCCUCGGUACCUUCAAAGGCGAAGUUUACUAAUGGACCGGCGCACUUACACAUCCAAGAUCGUCGGUUCUGCAUCACCAUCGGCGUGCCUCCCCGGCUCGUCGGUAUCUGGGAGAUCGCGCAUCUCCGACGAUAUGGCGUGGUCGAGGGCCGAUUCUGCUUCGAGGGCGGCUCCAGGUGCGGUCGGGGCGAGGGACUGCACGUUCUCAUCACAGAUCAGGGAGACGAUAUAGUCAAAACGCUGCAGUUGGCGGCUGAGGGGAAGCUCACCACGAAGAAGCGAUCGCCACUUGGGAGGGAGCCGUCGACGACACAAGACAGUCCACGGCGCCAGUGUUCUCGCACCGAUACCAGGGCCAGCGAUUUCUUCUCCUCAGCCGUGUAUUCGACAUCGACGUAUGAAGAGCAAUGCGACAGCUGCAAGAACGAAAGUUCGCCGUAUUGGUCCUCGGCGGAGAGCAGACAACAGGCGGAGCUCGAUGGUGAUUACAGUCUUAGGGAUGCAAUGUCCGUCUCGGAGUUGCCCGAUCAACAACCUGGCGGUGAGUGGCGUAGCUGUUCACUCACUCGUCAAGGCGCGACCGGUCUUGAGAGAUGCGCCAGUUGCAUCAGCAAGCUCGGUACGGUCUCGAAAUCAUCGACUGUGAUCACCACGGCCACUAUGAGCGGCAUAAGCAGCCCCGCCGGCACGUUAAACAACUUGGGAUGCAACUUGCAGCCCCGUACAUUCGACCGACUUUCGCUGUCCUCCUACAGCAGCAGCAGCCAUGACAGCGACUACUCCGGUUCGCAGCAGAUCGAGUGCCAGUGUGCGCAGUCGAAAGCCGCCCAGCCUCAGACAACACAGGUACCGACAACGCAGGCUCAUCGAGUAUCACCGAGCCCGAGCGCACUGCCACCGAGACCACCGAAACCGUCCCAACCUCCGUCGAUGCCUGCAACCAGCCAGCCCGUCACUGCCAAGAAGCCUAAGAAACCACCAAUGCCACUGCCAAUCGAUCAACAGACAUGCGUUCACGCACAUAAUCUUCAACAGUCGCAGCAAGCUCGACAGCCUCAGAAACAAUCGCCGCAACAGUCUCAGCAGCUCGUGACUCGUGGCACCGCGGGACCAUACGAGAACUACGACAUUCCAAAAACGAUCUUGGGGCAUCACAUGCUGCUGGAGCAAGGUCCGCAACCGGAACAGUAUUACGAUACGCCACGGAAGAUAAAGGAGUGCCUGACACUGCCGAAAACUUAUCCCAAUUAUGACACGCCUCAGGUACCGCAGGCUGUGGUCCUGCAAGGAUGUGGAUGUCCCGCGAAACUCACAGUCCAGUCGCCUAGGUCCUCGGGAUGCCCCUGCCACAACGUUAUGAGUUGGGCCGGCUUUGUCCUUCCAUACUGCCGACGAGGCGCAGGAAUUGAGCCUACCGGCGUCACGGUGCAUCCCGUGAAGCUCUCGGGCGAGGGCAAGAUGCCGGUAGUGAAUGCCAGCGGUGAGGUCGCCAUCUACGCAACCGCCAGACGGAUAAACAAGAAUGCACCGGUCGAAGGAGCUACCGCGGAGAGCUGCGGCUGUACCACCGCAAGCAAAUCGAGCAAUUACGAGAACGUCGAGCCAGUGAUAGACACGCAGCCGGAACCGAAGCAGGCGAAUUACGUGAACAUCGAUUUCACGCAGUCUCUCGAGCACUAUGAGAACAGCAAGGACGUCCUCACGAAGAGUAGCAUCUCGCAGGAGGAGAUCAAGAAGUUCGCGGAUCAGUUGAAGGAACCGGCGCCCGAGGCGCCGAAUGAGAACGCCUCGAAGGUCUGCGAGAAGUGCGGCCACGCGAGGGAGAGGAAGGAUGAUUAUCUGGUCAUGGAUCCAGACAAGCAGACCCCGAAAAAACCGUUUCCUGGUUACCUGCCGAUGCAGCCGGCUCACAACUGCUCGAAGGAGAUCUUGUCCAGGCUUUGCAGCGGCAUCAAAAGCUCCAGCAAUCCGACGUUGUCCGGAUCCACAUUGCUCGAGAGCAGUAAGAAGCGAUCCGACUCGGAAUACCGCGUGCCGGGAUCGGCGAUGCUGUCUAGUCCAUACUUCAGACGUCGUUACUUGGACGCGGGCAAUGCCAUGGAGUCCGGCAGUAGCCUAGGCAUGCUGCUCAGAAAACGGUCCUACUCCGCGGAGUCCGCGCAUUACCUGGACGACGAGAGUCACACGUUUCCGUCCACGCUUACCAUCCACAAGUGUUCGAGUGAAGCAGACAAGAAUUCUCUGAUAACCGGUGAAACGCGCAACACGUGUGUGAACCCCGAGGCCAGCAAGAUCGCCAGCAGUCACGAGAACGGGCAAAUUCCGGCGAUCGCGUCCCAGCCGUCGUUCAUCAAGAUCCGCAGAUCGUCGUCCGUGCCAUCCAAAACCGGCCACAACAGGGAUUCGUCGAGCAGCAACGAUUCCGGCGUGUCUAUCGGCUCUUUGAGUCAUCGAACCACGGAAUUCGUGGAAUUCGAGUUGUCGUUGGCGACGCCCACCGCUUCGACGAUAAAGCAGAACGUGCUGUCGGUGUGUCGCAAGAGCCCGCCGCCCACACAGUGCUAUCACAGUAGCCUGCCGAGGAAGUCCAAGUCUAGCGAUCCGCUCCGAGAGAUCUCCUUCCAGUUCCAAAAAAUUAAGAUACCUACAAAAUCCUCGUCCGCGGAAGCCGAUAUACCUACAUGCUUGCCGAAGGCCGCGAAGGGCUUCAACAGUCCCGGCGAAGUCUCGAACACACCUUACAUCGACUCGCGGAGCACCAGCAGCGGUACCUCCGAUAUGUCGGAUUACAUCGAAACCUUGUCAUUGUCGUCGCAUUCUUCGUCCGAUACCCCCGACAGCCUCAGAUUAGGAGGCAGAGCAGUGGCAACAACCCUCCGACCUCGUAGCGGCAAAGAAUAUUACAAGAUCGAUCGGAGUAUCUUGGUAGAGCAGGGGCGAAUUCUCACAACGGCAUCCGCCAACUAUGCAAAUAUCACUCCAGUAUUGGAAAAGAGCGAAUCACCGUCACCUGGUUACAUGAGCAGUUCACCCUUUGAGCAACCACAACCCACUCGUGAGCAUUUUCUAUUCCCUGAAGAAGCUUGAAUGUAAUGAUAUUGUUUGGGAAAAAGAGCUAAAAACUUGAAGUUCCUAGGAAUUCCAAACAGAAAUGAUUAAGGAUAUUCAUGGUAGAAAUUAUAAUUGGGGCAUUGUGUGUGUGACUAUUUACACUAUACGCGGAUAUCUGGGGUUACAGGCAUAUUCACGCGGAAUAUCUGUCAUUCGUCAGAUACCAAUAUCGUAGUUAAGCAUGCCAAAUGACCGUACCAAGUAAUCAAAAGGUUCAUAAUUCUAAGACGAUGAAGGCGCUCUUUAACCAAAAUUGUACGUUCGUUUUACCGGUGUUUUCGUAAAGUCUUCCUGUAAAGAGCACAAUCAUAAUCAAAAAGAAAAGUAUAUGAAACAUCAGUCUACAAAAAUCUAGGUACUAGCGUAUAGUCGAAAUAAUGUCAGUAAUCAAACACUUCCUACAACGACUCAAACAAUUUCUAAAAUAUGCUCAAUAAGAAACUAAUAGUUUGUAUAGUAAGAAUCCUGCCCUAGAGUAAAAAGAUAUGCAUCGUAUACUUUAUAUGGGUAUAUCGUUUUUUAAAUACUUUCUUAUUUUGUAUGAGUAUACUUCUAUAUAGACUAUUGUACAGUCAUCUCUGAACAAAAAAAUUUAAUGAGAUUGAUAACUUUUAUAGAGAGUUUCAAGUAAGGGUUCUUAAAAUUUCGUGGAUCCGCGAAUGGCGUUACAAAGCAUAUAAGAAAAUCGUAAUUUUAGAUCAUCAUUCUAGCUCUCGUAUCCCUUGAAAUUUCAAAAAUUGGAGAUAUGUCGAGUGCUGGGUUCGUAGACGUCAGAAAUGAAAACGUAUCUCCCGAGUUAGAAGUAUUAAGUGAUUUCGAUUGUGUGACAAAUCUUUCGAAAUAUCAAAUACACCACGAUUGUAGCACACGUAGAUUGUUCUAUGCUGUGAAGUUUUGAGAACUCGUAUUUGAAGGGUACAGUUAAAGACCAUUUGUUUGUACUGGUUGAUAAAGUAUUAUCUAUCCACAUUCUGUACAACCAAAAGAUGCGCUGAACAUAGUCAGUCGCAUAACAUUCACAGGGUUUUCAUACUUACAAGUUAUUUUUUAAAGAUUAAGAUAAAAUAUUACAGCCUUUAAUACGGUCUUCUUUCUAAUGAGACAACGCAUGGUAAAUAUACAUGAUAGUCUCUGGGCAAUCAAAGACGGCACUAUAUAUAGAUUUUAAACAAGUAUUUCUAAAUAAGAUUAAUGAAAUAUCUAAAGAUCUCUAAAGUUAUUUCAGAAUUUCGAUAUUUGCUAAUGAACGUUCCAUUAUAUAUUUUUAUGUAUUUACAUAUCUUUUUAUAUCGUUUAUUUUUUGCAUCACGCUCAUAUUUUACUAAAUAUCUUUUCGAUAUUAUGCAUGAUAAAAUAAUUUAAAUUGUAGAUGUAACCAAAUUUUGUCUUUUAUAUAUUAUAUAUGUUUUCUUUUUGUUAUAUUUAAGAUAUAUUUCAUAUAUUUACUUAUUUAAUUGUAAUUAUAAUACGUACACGCACAUUCAUAAAGAUUUUACCAAAAAUAUUUAUUUCUCUUUCAAUAGUGCGUGUCGCAUUUAAUGUAUUAGGUAUAAAUAGAUAAAAUAUCAAAUGAAAUAAUAUAUAUUUGGAGAGAAUCAUUAUUUCAAGUCUGAAAUUACGCGUACAUUAUUUUUAGUAUUUUUUAUGAAAAUAAAUGCCCUCAUUCAUAUGAGCGCAUUGUGUUAUUUUAAUUUCCUCUUGUUGUUUUUUUACUUUUUCGCAAGAGAAGAUUAUAUUAUAAUUAUUCAUGGAAGAGAAUACAGUCACAUAUAAUAUUACACGUACAGUGGAUAUAUCAUGCUGAGGAAGUUAACAUAAUAGUGAUAUUAAACGCAAUAAUAAAAACGUAGGAAUUAUACAUCAUAGAGUCGAGCUAGAUUACUUCAUACUGAGAUAUUAUUAAAAUACACACACACAGAAUUCUGUUUUAUAUUUAUUAUGCUGUCUGGCAAAUAAUCAAAUUAAUAUAUAGAAUCAAAAACACAAAUACAGAGGUCGUCGCUACUAUUAUCCAAAACAUUUCCGAGCAUUGAGAUUGUGGGACAAUACGUACUGUAAGAUGGAUCAUGAGUUGUGUCAGUAUUAGUUGCGUCUCAAUUGUACCACAAUACAAAGGCAUUGUACUUUUGAGAGAUUAGAAGUCUAUAAUUUUUGGCCUAUUAAACGUUACACGCGGAUUUCAAGAGAGAGUUCUUGGGUGGCCUAUGUAAAGUCGUGCUACUGCCAUAUUUUUAUCGCAUAUAUUAUACAUCGUAUUAUUCCUUAUCUAACGUGGAAUUGUUUCCUUCAGGCCAAACGCAACACCGUUUUCUAUAAGACUAGUUUUUACUCUUAAAGCUUUAUCUACUAAGCUUUAUCUUAAAGCUUUUUGUGUUCCAUGUACAUUGUACACUGUUACAAUAGCACUACCCGUACAGGUCUAUUGCAAUACGCAUUAAUUUAUAGAUUGAAGACACAUGGUGUUCUUUCGCACAACAUGUAUAGAUACGUGCAACUCAUUUUAUAGAAACUAAAAAUAUCGAGGUAGUAUUAUUACAAGACUGAAAAAUAGUUGGUGUAACGAGUGGUAGAGGAAUACCUGCAGCGCUAGAAUGUAUAAUUUACAUGUACAGGCCUACGUGCGCAAUCUGAAAUCAAUCAUUUGUAAAGCUCUCGGUUCUAUUUUGUGUCUAUUUUGUGGGCCCCUCGAGAAAAAUAUCAGUAUCACCUGUAACACCAAGCAACACGCAAACGAAGAUGUUCUUUUGGUCCUCUUGCUUAAAGUGUGUAUAGAGAAAUUAUACAGUAGCUUAACUAACAUAAAAUAGACAGUAGAAGCCUUAAUGAAGUACUGUAUACAAAAACGAUUUAUAGAAAGUGAUACGAAAGCACGAAUUGAAUUAAACAGCGAGGUUUGCGUAUAUGCAUUAGAUACCUAUUAGAUACCUUAUAACGUAAUGCUAACGUAAAACGCAAUUGUAUUUAUAUAUUUCUCUCAUCUGGGCUCUAGAACACAUCCCACGAAGUUUAUAGAUUGUAAUAUCAUAAAAAAAUGUAUUCAUAUAAGAUAGAGCCCCGUCAUCACACCCAAUGAUCUUGUAUGCGCACGUAUGUACACGCAUGCGAUAAUAGAAUUAUAUGCGCCUCCGCAAUUGAUUAUUGAAUGCGAACAUUCUUUUGUCUACGCAAAUCUGCCUACUGUACGAAUAAUUUUCCGUUAGUUUUUCGAUAAUUUUUUUAUGUUAAUCUCUGUGCAUCGCUAAUGUAUUAAAAUUUGUUUCAAACUUAGAGUUUGCAUCACUCGAUUGUGCGUAAUUGAUUAAUCGAAAGAUCUUUGCGUUUUAACUGUCGUGCGUGUGAAGUAGGAAGUCACUCGUAUAAACACAUACUAGUCAGGAAUCAAGUACUAUAUUGUAGUCAUAAUAUAUUUUUAUUGCAAAGAAACUAUAUAUUAUGCAUAGCCUAAAAAUUAAGCACAUGUCUAUUUAUUCCACCUUUGAAGUUGUAAUUUUAAUUUGGUAGAAUUAUGGACCAAGUAUCCGUUAACGUACAAGUGUAUGGGAGAGAAAUUCAAUCGUGUCUUUUGACUUGAUAAUUUGACCAAUGAUAUGAUAAAAAGCUAAAUAUUAAAUAAGCAUCUCGGCAUCGAUGCGACGAUAAAUCUUAUUAUUUUGCUUGCUCUCUCUUUUUAUUAUUUAAUAUUAAAACCGCAAUAUCUUGAUUUACUAUAUUUUAAUUAUUUCUUAGGAAUUGCUUCAAAUGAAUAAAUUAAAUGUACUUACGAAAGUAUAUUUUGAAAAAUUACAUGUGCUAGCUUUUUAAGCUAUAAGAAAUCAUAUCUAAGAAUUUACUAAUAUAUUGAGAUUAAUUAUAUAUAUAAAUAUAUAAAAUAUAUAUAUACUAUAUAGAUAUAAGUUUCGAAGGGUAUUACUCUAACGCUCUAUUCAUAAUCGAUGUACAUAGGUUUGAUGUAGCCUUAGUAUAUAUUAAAUCUUUUAUUUUGUGAUUCGAGAAUGAUGUCGGUAAAAGCGAAUUUCAAUUGUACAUAACAUGUAUCAUGACGGAAUGCGCUCAAAAUGUCUUCAACAAUUUUAUAUUAAAAUAAUAGUGAUUUAGUUACUCUGUGAGUACAUUUUAUAAUACAUUGGUAGACACGAUUAAUUGAAAUCACAUAAUAACACAAAACAAUUUUACAUUCUUAAUUUUCGCAAUUUUAUUAUUUAACGAUCAUGUUACAUUAUUUCAUUGUAUAUACGGUAGACAAAUAUCAAAAGUUAAGACUGGCAUUCUUCUGUUCCUUGUGUUAUUGGAUAUGAAAAGCGCUACUUUUAAAUAUACAAGUAACUUAAAUCAUUCCAAGUCCAAUCAUCUUCGACAUGAGCUUUUCAUAUCUGAUAUCGAUAAUCACUUCUACACAUCAGAUAUUUUAACUGAUGUUUCUUGGCGUGCAGUAGUGUGUACUUACAGAUAGAAUAUGAAAACCGUUAGAUGGUAGCAUUACAUGUCCGAAAGUGAAAAUCCAUUUUCUUUGACAAUCCGUUGUAGAAUGAAAUUCUCCUUGUGUUUUAAUAACACGGGAGAACUGUCAAAGUGCUGGUGCUUGCGUAUUGCGCUCGACCAUUCAUCACCUGUACGUCAGUUUUACGAAAACGAAAAGAAGGAUAUUUAGAGAAAUUUUAUGAGUUAAGAAGAAAAUUGUCCGUAAAAAAACUGAUUUUUUUCCUUUCUAUGCAUACAGAAGCUUAAGAAAAAUCUGUACUGAUGGCAAAACUUAAUUUCUCAAAUAAUUUAUCAAUGGUCUCUCAAAUCUGAUUCGUUAAAUUUCUUUAAAACUUUUAUUUGGAACUUGUGGAAUCAUUUAUCUGAUUAUGUAUUAGGUAAAUAAUAUCAUGAAAAUAUCAAUAAUAAUAAUAUUUUACUUUUUACUUAAAUUGUGAUGGUCCUAUAUCUUUAUUAGAAGCGUAAUUAUUAUAAUAAUGUAAGUAUUAAUUAACAAACAUUGGUUACCGAUAAUAGAUACAAUAAAAAUUGUGGUAAUUUUCUAUCAAGAUAUUCGUGAGUUAAAAUCAGAUUGAUCUCAAUUUCCACUUUUAAUAAACUAUCAACUGCUGUUUGUAUAUACUUUUUGUGAUGUGUAAUUUGCACGCAGAAAGAUCCAUGAUAUAAUAUAUAGAACAGAUACAGUAUUCUAAAAUGCGCUUUCAGAGGACAAGUGAAACUUCUUAACUCUGUUAUCAAGAGAUUGAACAAAAUAUAUAAAGACCUUCUUUAUUCUCUGAAAUUAAUAUAAUGAUAUCGUCACUGCGCCAUCCUGCAAGACCGUAAGAUGAGUGAAAUGUAAUAAUAAGUAACGACUAAUGGAGCUUAUACACCAGAUUCUAGAACGCAUUUCAUGAAAAAAUAAAAUUAUUUACUCUGAGAUUUUUUGUAAUCAUGAUAAGCGAGAAUAAGUGAGAAUGACGAAACUGAUAAAAUUAUUAUAAUGCGCCAUAAGUAAAUUAUAACUCGUACACACAAUUCGUAGUAGCUGAAAUCAUUGAUCUACUAAGAAAGUAGAAGAAAUAAAGAAUUUGAAAAAUAACUCU
Molecule: messenger RNA, 9363 nt
Organism: Ooceraea biroi (clonal raider ant)
Lineage: Eukaryota; Metazoa; Arthropoda; Insecta; Hymenoptera; Formicidae
Biological process (GO): neuromuscular junction development; positive regulation of protein tyrosine kinase activity
Molecular function (GO): protein kinase binding
Source: RefSeq, a predicted model, not a curated record